AUGAAUAAUCGCAGUAAUAAUGCUGCUACUGCUACUCUUACUAAUAAUAAUUGUUUUUAUAGUUAUGAAUGUAAAAAUAAAAAUAGUGAACUCUGUGCAAGAGCAAACUUGGUGAACUCCUUUCUGUCGAGCAAUAAUUUUGAAAAUGAAAAAAAAUUGAUUUUUAAAAAAAAAAAUAGUUACUUGCGUUCAUAUGAUUACGAAGAAGGUCUAUCAUAUGACUAUGAUUCUGCUCUAUCCUCUACCAUUUUUAAGUUAAAAAAAAUAUUUCAAAAAAACUGUUUGAGUAACGAUUGUAGUAUGUUUGGCUACAAAAAAGGGAUGGAUAUCCAUCAUGUGGAUGUACAUGUGUCAGCAGAUGCAUCAACAUACGUGUUAGAAACCGUAUUACCACAUGUGUUAGCAAUUGCGCGUGUUUCGGGUGAUGGACAUUUGAAAAAGGAGAAUAGGUUGGUGAAGUUGAUUACUUUAAAUGAUAAAAAGAACGAUAACUUCUUCAGUAACAUAAUAUGUGUGAAUGAGAUAAAAUAUACACAUACAAGUAAUGAUGACUGGAUGAAUUUAAAAAAUAGUCAUCUAAUGUGUGGUAAAGGAAGCCCAAAGAAAAAGGAUAAAAUGACAAUACGUGGACUCUCAAAAUAUAAAGGGACAAAUAUGUUGAACUGCAAAAUGAAAAUCAAACAAGUCAAAGACGAACUGAGUGCAUUAACAAUGUUAUACGAUAAAAGCGCAAAUGAAGUUAACUAUUACAUUCUCACUGGUGAAAUGAACGAUAGGAAUUAUAACGAUGGGGGUACCAGUUGCAUAAAACACUAUUACAGUUUAAAAAAGAAGUUAAAUGGCGCAAACAUUAUCGAAGAAGGCAAUAAACAGGAUGCGGAUGAGAUUUAUCGUUGUGAAGAAAAUAAAAUGAACGAUGAUGAAAAUGUGCUUCAGUGUGACGAACAUGGAGUAGUAAAUUUGUACGAUGAAAAAAAGUAUAUCAAUGAUUUAUACAGACUUGAAAAGGAAAAUUUAAAGAACAGCAAAAAAAAGAGCAUGUUACAUUCGUUAAUCAGUGAACGGAUCUCAAGCGAAAUGAACAAUUCUCGAAAUGCCAAUAAAAAGAAUGAAUAUAAGAAUAACGCGAAUACGAACAGCGCAAAUAAGAACAGCGCAAAUACGAACAGCGCAAAUACGAACAGCGCAAAUAAUACAAGUGACAGUGUAAAAAAGAAAAAAAAUAAAUUAAAUGCUAAUAACAAUGACAAUGAUGAUAAUGGCAACUGUAGUGUUAGUACUCGUAUUAGUUCCACUUCCAGAUGGGGUGAAAAUUAUAAUAAUAAUGAUGAAUAUGGCGGAGUGAAAAAAAAAAAAAAAAAAAAAAAUUUGGAAGAAUUUGAAAAGAAAAAAAAAAUUAACUUCAAUUCCCUUCUUACCAUUAGUCAUUGUACGAAUAAAAAAAAAAAUACUAUAUCCAUAGCGCAUGAAGAUUAUGAUGAUAAUAUAAGUAACACAAGAAGUGUUAAUGACAGCGACAAUGAGAACGACAGUGACAAUCACAGGGAACACUUGAUUGUUAAAAAUAAUUGUUAUAAUAAAAAAAAGAGUAGAGCUAAUGAAGACGAACAAAAAAAAGAAAAGGAAAAAAAAAAAAAAAAUAGGAAGAGUAGCAAUGCCCGUAAAAGUGGCACUAACAGUAACAGCAGCAGCAACAGCAGGAAUUGUAAUAUUAAAAAAAAAAAGGUGGGCAAGAGUUGCAGUACAAAUAAUGAAUAUAAAAAUUUCACAUACAAUUCCCUCAACUUAAGUAAUAAUUAUUCUAUUGAUAAGAAAAUAUUAUUGUCAAGUAAUAAUUUUCAUUACUCGUUGGCAAGUAAUUAUUGCUUUGUAAAGAAAAAAAAAAAAAAAAAAAAAAAAAAAAAAAAAAAAAAAAAAAAUACAAUCAAUUUUUAUAGUAAUAUAGUAAGUGAUGAAAAAAAACAUUUUCAUGAAAAAGAAGAAUUUAAUUAUUUAAUUGCAAAUGAAGAGGAAGAAGAGUUUUCGCCAAUUUCGAAAAUUAGUAGGAAUUUGAUAAACAAACAAGACAAAAAUAAAAUUAAAAAAAAAAAAAUAAUAAAAAUAAAAGAGAUUGGAAAGAGGGAAGGCAAAAAAAAAACUGGCAAGGAAUACCCUUAUGACAAGUACCCCUCGUUAAUUGAACUGCUUACCGGCAGAACAAGUUGUAACGAAAAAAAGGAUAAACAUAGUAACUGUCCCAAUUGCGGUGAUAGCCUUAGUCGUGGUGAAUGUAAUAACAAAAAACAGUUGCAUCAGCAUUAUGCACGCAACAAAAUGAAGAAAACAUAUUCCGUUAAUGGUGAAAUUUUUAAUGAAUCCAUUAAGGCCUCUAACAAUUUACUUGACCCAAGUCAGGAAAAUGAAAAAAGAGGUAGAGGUAGUAGUAGUAGUAGUAGUAGUAGUAGUAGUAGUAGUAAUAGUAAUAGUAAUAGUAAUAGUAUAAAAAAAAGAAAUAUUUACACCAAGGAGAUAAAAAAAAAAAAGAAAAAAGAAAAACAUUACUGUGCAUCUAAAAAGGAUGAUGCGAAUGAUGCUAAUAGUAGCAAUACUAAUAUUAGUGGGAAUGAUGAAAGUAAUAAGAACGAUGAAUGGAGUGAUAGAGUUCCAGUUAUUCCCCCCCCAAAGAAAAAUACGUACGAUUGUAAUAUAGUCAACUCGAAUAAUUAUGACAAAUAUGAAGAUAACGAUAAAUUAGAUAAUGACAGUAAUAGUUAUAACAACAUGAUCAAGGAUGAAAAUGAUGGAACCAAUAUAAUGGAAAAUUUACAAUCAGUUAUAAAUUUUAAAUCCAAAAAAAAAAAAGAAGUUGAUGUUAUUUCCAACGAGGAGAUGAUAAAUAUAGAUGAGGAGGGGGAGUAUGAAAAUAAAAAUCUGUCUGUUAAGGAUAAUGUAUACGAAAAUUUUAUAAGAGAAUAUAAAAAUCUACAGUCAUUAUUCUCGUAUAAUAAAAGUAAAAUAGAUGAUCAGCUUAGUCCCCUUUCUAGGAUAAUAGAAAAGGAUAGGAGUGGCAGACAAGGUGACAGAGGCGGAAGUGAUAGAGGAAGGAGUGAUAGAGGAAGGAGUGAUAGAGGAAGGAGUGAUAGAGGAAGGAGUGAUAGAGAUAUGAGUGACAGACAUAUGAGUGACAGACAUAUGAGUGACAGACAUAUGAGUGACAGACAUAUGAAUGAUGAUAACUUGGUGGGAUUUAGAAACGAUAUUGAAUCGUCAACAAUUGCUUACGAUAAGAAUGCAAACAAAAUAGUAAAUUAUAAUGUAAAUGAGGAAGACAUAAAUCCUCUAGAAGGAAGAGAAAAAAAAAAAAAAAAAAAAAAAAAAAAAGACGAAGUAGAAUUAGAAGCUGAACCAGGAGCAGUACACAUGCACAAAGUGAGUAAUAAACAAGUGGAUACGAUUGAAACGCUAAGUUAUGAUAACUGCAUUUCUGCAGUUCACGAAAAAAAAAACAUGUCCAAGUCGUCUGCACUGGUCGUAGAUAGCACAGAUGCUAAUUACACUCAGCCACGUGACGACAGAGCAUCCCCUAGGGAAAGGAAUUCACUCAUGAAAAAGAAAAGAAAGAAAAGCUUGAACACAGAUAUUAUCACUAUUAGUGUUGUUAGCAGUGACGGGGGUAGCGCCAACCACAUGAUUGAAAGAGGUGUCAAUGAAGGAGUGGAAAUCGGAGAAGAGCAAAAUGGAGAAGUGGUAAAAGAAACGGUAAAUGAAAAAGAUGCCAACCAAAACAUAGUGAGUAAUAAUGAGGUUAAUGAAAACUCGACUAAUGAAAUCUCAGCUGGUGAAAACGCGGCUAAUGAAAUAUCAGCUGGUGAAAACUCGGCUAAGGAAAUAUCAGCUGGUGAAAACUCGGCUAAGGAAAUAUCAGCUGGUGAAAACUCGGCUAAGGAAAUAUCAGCUGGUGAAAACUCGGCUAAGGAAAUAUCAGCUGGUGAAAACUCGGCUAGUGAAAUCUCUUCUGCUGUACGUUCCGUUAGAGGGGACAGUACAAGUGGAGAUGUCAUUCUGCAACACGAUGGAAAAAUAGAAAAGACGAGCAAAGUGAAGCACAUGAUAACAGUUUUGCCUACAGAAAGGAGGAAAAAACAAUCGCAUAUGAUGGAAGAUAUAAAGGAGGGAAAAGACUCAGACUGUUACAGUUUAAAAAGUGUAGAAAUAAUAAGGGCGGUAUUACCGAGUGAUAAAGGAAUGAAAUCAAAAAAUGAAGAGAAUUAUAUUUACAGAGAUUUGAUUAGAAAUAAAUCGUCAAUGGUCGGAAUAGAUAAUGAUAGUAAUAAAUUAAUAAGAAGUGAUAGCUAUUUUAAGUAUGAAACAGCCAAUUCGAAAAAGUUACUACACAAAAAUAUGAGUACGUUAUAUAGUCUGAAUGGAUCUAAUUUGACAUUCAACCAAGAUUUCUUUAAGGAUAUUAUAACGAGUCAUCAGAAAAAAGGAAAAAAGAAGAGCCUAAAGGGGAGCAGGGACGAAGGUAAACGGGAAAGCAAACAGGAGAAUAAACAGGAAAGCAAACAGGAGAAUAAACGGGAAAGCAAACAGGAGAAUAAACGGGAAAGCAAACAGGAGAAUAAACGGGAAAGCAAGCGGGAGAAUAAACGGGAAAGCAGACAGGAGAGUAGGCAUGAAGGUACACGUGGUGGUAGACACGAUAGUAGAUACGAAAGCAAACGUGAAAGCCGAGUGGAGAGUGUUGACACGUUUGAUAGCUUGCAUUUUACGGAGAACAAAAACGACAGAAUAUUGCUGUACGAAAAUUACAAUAAUUUUAGAAAUAGCAUUAUUUCUAAAAAGAGCAAGCACAAUGGAAGUAGUAAGAAAUACGCAAAAAGGAAAAGUAGUAGAAAGUUGAGUGGGGAAUAUAUUAUAAACAGUAGGGAGAGCUUCAUAUACAGCGACUAUACUGUGAAGUCCGACGCUGAGCAAGCUGAUGCUGAUAUAUACCGUGGACCUACUAGCUGUUAUUGUGAUAACGAUGAUAAAAAUGAAGAAGAGGACUUCUAUGGGUCUAUGAAAAAACGAAGUGUAAAUAUCAAACAAAGGAAAAAAAAAAAGGGAAUGAAAUCUGACUCUGUUAAGAAUGUAAAGGAUACUACAAAAAAAAGCUGGAGGAGGAAAAGUCAAACGGAGGAUGACAAGUCAAUUGGUUAUAGACAUUCACAGAGGAACUACUUUUCAAACGACAAUCCGAAUAAUUCUAUUUGCUCGAUAGGAGAUUUCUAUAGCUAUGGAGGGGAAUCGAAGGCAAGAACGGACGCAGAGUUGGAAGGAGAAGUGGAUGAAUGGGUAGAAGCAGGGAUAGAAGCAGGGGUAGAAGCAGGGGUAGAAGCAGGGGUAGAAGCAGGGGUAGAAGCAGGGGUAGAAGCAAAAUUAGAAGUAGAUGUGGGGGAACGGGAAGAUAUGUUUGACUCCUUUGAACAGAGAUAUGAGGAUAAGAGGGAGGAGAUGGAAACAAAAGGAGGGCAUGCGGAUAACCUGUAUUUAGCCCUAAGAAAUGAGAAAAAGAAAAGGAGCAAAGAAAUUGGUAAGCGCAAUGAAGAGGGGAAAGAAGAAGAGCAAGAAGAUGAACAACAACAACAACAACAACAACAGCAACGACGACAAGCGGACAGUCAUGUCAAUUCUUUUUUAAGCUCAGUAAUGGAAAAGAAAUUAUAUAAAAAAAAUAUUAAAAGUGAUUACUAUGAGUUUGUGCAGGAAUAUUCUGAAAAUGAAGAUUUUCAAAAAGAAAAAAGAGGAAAAACCAUUUUAAAAAAUUUAUCAAAAAUUAUAAGAGCAGAUGAUAUAUACUCUGAAAUUGAAAUAUUAAGAAAACAAAUUUUGCAAAAGAAGGGUUCAAAAGAAAUUUCAGUUAUGGGAAGAAAAAAGUGGAGUGAAAAGGAAGAAGAGAGCUGCUUCGAUUCCAAUGAUAACCAUCGGUAUAUUGGACACUCCUUUUCAUAUAACUUAAAGAAUAAUGAUGAUAAUGAUGAUGGAGAUAUCUGCGACAAUGGCAUCCGCAACUACGCCAUAAGCAACUAUGGUAGUCACUAUGAUGACAACCGCAGUGAUGACUACAACACGGAAAUGAGUAGCAUGGAAAGGAGAGACCCACAUUUAAAGCAUCGAAAUAUCAGUUUUGAAAAGAACUCCACAAAGAAGGAAAAGAGUAAGAGUAAAUAUAGCAAAGGAAAGUCGAGUACAGAACUACAUAAUUAUGAGAGUAAUAGCUUUCAUUAUAAUAGAAGUAGUAGUAUAAAGUUUAACAACAAUUUAGAAUUUUUUUCAAAUAAUUUUUUUCAUUUGAAACGAUCAAUAGAAAGGAAAAGUAGUGAAAAUAAUUUUGGUAUGAAAAUAGAAAAUACAUUAGAUAAACUAGAUGAAAAGAGCGAUAGUGAUUUAAUGCAAAAAAAAAAAAAAAGCAAAAAUUCUUUUGAAGAUUUUAAUAAAAUAAUGUAUCAUAAAGGUAGUAGUAAAAGUAAUAGUAAAAUUGAUAAUUUUUUUGGUUUAUACAAGAGGAAUAGUGAGUCCAUGAGCGUUUACAAAAAUUUGCAAAAGGAUGACAGGAAAAAGGUAAGAAAUGUUGUAUGUAACAGUAGCAGCUUUAAUAUGGAACUUGAAGAUGUGGAAGAUUUACAGAGUGAAGUGAAUUACUGUACGAGUGGUGCAGUAGCCAUCAAUGAUGAGGCUACCAUUAUCAACAAGGGGGAUAAGCGGGGGAAGCCGGAGAAGCGGAUGGAGCUAACCUCUUCCAAUGAUGAUGAUGCAAAGAAUGGCAGUGAAAGCCGAGGGAACAAGAAAAAAAAUUAUUGGGCUAUCAGCAACGGCAGAGGUGGUAAUGUCAGUAAGGCCUUGUUUGAUAUAGAAAAAGGGGAUGACGAUAAAAAAGGUGGAAGUAAAAAGGGUGGAAUCAAAAAGGGGGAAAGCAAAAAGGGGGAAAGCAAAAAUGGGGAAAGCAGAAAGGGCGGAAGCAAAAAUGGGGAAGGCAAAAAUGGGAAAGGAAAAAAUGAGGAAAGUAAAAAUGGGGAAAACAAACCGAAUGACAAUAAAAGGAGCGAACACUUAAACAGCGCAGGAAACAACUGCAAGAGCGUUAAGAAUAUCCUGCUGUCGCUUGAGCUAAGCAAUGAAGAUAAAAUUGACAAAGUGAGAAAGAUUUUAUUUUAUUCCUCUAGUGAUGAAAAAAAAUAUAUUAUGAACGAAGUGUUAAAUACGCUAUAUAUAUAUCCACAGCUAUAUGUUGCUUGUAUCAUUAGUUUAUUUUAUCUCUUCAUUUUAGACAAUGAAUUAUUUGAAAAGAAUUUCUACCCGGAUGAUUUAAUAUACUUGUUUAAUGAAAAAAUAGAUUUUAGAUAUGCUGAAUGGUUUCUAAAAACAUAUCUUUUUUAUAAAUUUAAAUUUUCGAAUGGAACCCACUUGCAUGAUUAUUGUAGGAGGAGAUCAUUUAGCAGGGGGAGCGGGAUGGACUGUAGGGGGUUGUGGUGGUGGUAUAGCAACAGCUGUGACAAAAGGGAUGAUAAAGAAAGCAAAAAGGAGGAGGAGCAGGAGAAGGGGGAAAAGAAGAAGAAGGAGGAGGAACAGGAGAAGGAUAAAUAUGUGGUGGAGGAUAAGACCAACCAGAUAUUGCAAAACGAAGUAAAGACAGAAGAAAAAAAACUAGUAAAUAUGAAAAAUAAAAUUUUUGAUAAUUUUUUCGAAGGGUAUAAUUCGAGUGUGGAUUCAUCCGACAACUACUUUUAUGAUGAGCACAAGAAAAAUGUAUGUGCAAAUGUAUGUACAAAUGGAUGUGCAAAUGGAUGUACAAAUGGAUGUACAAAUGGAUGUGCAAAUGGAUGUGCAAAUGGAUACGCAAAUGGAUGCGCAAAUGAAGAGGACAAAAAGUUAAUAUGGCUACAAUUAGACAAAUUGAAAUAUGUGGGUUACCAUGAAUGUAAAACAUUGCUAAAAUUGUGUUUAAAGAAUGAAAAGGAAAAAAAUAUUAACAUGAUAAGAUCAAGUAAAAUUCGAAAUCUUGUAGUAUCAAUAUGGUCAAAUAUAGUAUCAUCGAGACCUAAGAAAUGUUUUAUCAAGUUACUGUUUAAUUGGAUUAAUAAUAAAAAGGAUGAUACAAGUAAAAAAAAAAAUUUAUUUUAUUUACUAAAAUCAGAAAAAAAGAUUAAUAAAAAUUUGUCAAAGAUAUGUUUUAGCUAUUUUUUGAACUAUCUAAUUAAAUAUAAAGAAAAUUGCUCAAACGACAUUAUAUAUACGUUAUAUCUAAUUGAAGAGGAGAAAUUAAAAAUGUAUUCUAAAUAUUUUAUUGAAAAUAAUAAAAUAAAUUUUAAUGAGUUUAUAUCUAUCUGGAAUAUCUUAUGCAUCUUAUUUUGGGAUACAAACAAAAUUAAUUAUUUUGCUUUUUUUCAAAAAAAUAAAUUUUACUACUAUGAUUUUAUGCUUAUAUUUUUGAAUUCCUUUUAUGAUUAUAUAUGCAUAAAUAAGGAUAUGAAGGAAAUGACUAAAUUAAAUUUAAAGAGAACCUUUCUCACGGAUUUUCAAAAAACUAAAUUUUCCAGUAAAGCAAAUCAAAAAUCUAAUGAUACUUUGCAAAAAAUAAAUAGUAGUUCCUUUUCAAAGUGCUCCUUCAACAAAGAGGAAGACGACACGGCUGAUGAUAGUGAAUACUUGAAUCUUUUCGAUAUAGAAAAUAUAAUAAACAAUUUCAACUUUAAUGAUUUUGUAAUUAAUGAAAUAAGCAAGAAGAACUGCUUCAACCCUUUUUUCAGUCUCAGUGGUGCGCCUGUGCCCUGCCGCAGGGACUCCAAGGGAAGCCGAGGUACAGUCGAUAAAAAGAGAUGCAACCGCUCCUUGCAUGUCCAUUUAGAGUCGAAGGAAAGCGGAAGUAAAAGCGAAGAGGGAAAGUGCAACUCGCCCUCAUCGGAGGUAUUCCUUUCAACAGGGAGAAGAAGCAUGGAAGAGAAUAGCAUCUCUACAGACAACAGAGAAAUAGAAAAUUUAAUUUUUUUGGGAAUUUGUAUAAAGAUAGUUGUGUGCAGAAUAUCAAAUUUACUAAAUGCAAAAUCGUGCUUACAACAAUUUCAUUAUUUUUUAAAUCAUAAAUUACUAGGCUUGAAGACAUUUAAAUAUUCUAAUGUCCUUUUAGUAUACUUUAUUCCUUUUUUCAAAAAAUUUUUUUUUUUGUGGAAAUUUAUAGAGCACCAAAUUGAUAGUGAUAUAAUUAGUUUGAUAAAAGAAAUUAUUUUAGAAUUAGAGAGGAUUCAAAAUAGUAACAACAUGCAAAAUGUGGGAAGUGGAAAUGGUCGACAUAGAAAUGGUCGAAGUGGUAAUGCUCAGAAUAGUAAUGUUCAAAGUAGUAAUGUUCAAAGUAGUAAUGUUCAAAGUAGUAAUGUAGUAGUAGAAAAUGGUGGUAAAGACGUUAAUGCAUUUCGUAGGGGUAGUCUAGUAACGAAUGUAAACCUCAACUCGAAGGUAAUGCAAAAUGGUAGUACACUAAACAACUGCAAUUAUUUUUCUCAUGGUUUUAAUGGCACAUUAUAUGACAAUAAAACGUACGAUAGGAAUAAUAAUACUUUUAAAAAAGGAGGUAGAAAAGGUAGAAGCAGCAGUAGCAGUAGUAAUGGUGGUAGUGGCAGUGAUAGUAAUAAUGAUAGUGAUAGUGAUAGUACUAGUGCAAGAAAGAGAGAGGGAAAAAGAACAAACAAUUUUGAAGGGAUUAAUUUAAAAUGUAGCACCAGUAACGUUUUAUCGGACAACAGGAAAAGUAAAAGUAGUGGGAAAAAUAAUAUGAACAUCGAAUUGGUUGAUGAUAACUAUAUUUUAAUGCAAAAGCAACAAGAGGGGGGUGCAUCACUAAAAAAUGGAAAGUUGAGGCAUGGUGGAAACUCUAACGAACGUAAGCCGGACGGUUGGAAAAACAUCCGUAAUGUUAGUAGAAAUGGUAGUAGGAGUGGAAGCACGAGUGGUAGUAGACGUGGAAAUAAUAAUGAGAACAAAAUUGGCUGUGUCAAUAACAACUCACCUUUUAACAACUUGUUUUGGGCAAACGAAGAAGAAAAUGAGCACUACAUUACAUACGAUGAUAUGUUCAAGAAUUGUGAUAGUGACAACAACUCAACGGGAAAAAGUACAUCCGGAAAUUGCAAUGUGAAGGAUUAUAUAACAAGUUUACAUUUCAGUAAUUUAGCUGAUGAAAAUUAUACAUCGAAAAGGGAUAACAUGUCUAUCACUAAAAGUGCUGAUGAAAAUAUUAGAUCAGACGAGUUAUUAUUAUCAGCAUCAUCACCAGUUACAUCUUCAUUGAAAAGGAGAACAACGGGAGGAGUAAAUGCAGAAAUCGCAGGAACAGUAAUACCAGGUGUAACAUCAAAUGAAAAAUUAUUACUACCUAACAACAUGAAUGAUGAUAUAUUUUCACCUGACCCCCCCCGCACUUUAUCGAGUGAUAUUUUGCCACAAGAUGGAGGGAUAGACAAAUCAAAGCAGAACUUGUACUCUCGAAAGAAUACUAUUCCGAGAGAUUCUACUAGUGAUUAUAAUAAUAAUGAGUUUUACAAAAACAGUUUAGCUAGCCCCCACAGUAAUAAUAAGGGGAAAUAUAAUAUCCCUUCGGACCCUUUUUCGCACCCGACUAAUGGUAAUAAUGAAAAUAACAAAAGUAAAAAUAGCAAAAGUAAAAAUAGCAAAAGUAAAAAUAGCAAAAACAGUAAAAAUAGCAAAAACAGUAAAAAUAGCAAAAGUAAAAAUAGCAAAAGAACAGCAGAAAGAGACGAGGAUGAGAAAAAAAAGACAAAGGGAGAGUCGUCAUCUAACUUGAACAACAGUGGUGGUAGUGCUACGAGUGGAAGCAGUGUGGAUUGUGCCAGCAGCAAUCACAUAUCUUUGAGUGUAGAUAAACCGAAUGGUUUAAUGGAAAAAAAAAAAAAAAAAAAAAAAAUGAUAUUUCCUUAUGAAGACGAUCCUUCACAAAGUGGUGCAAACAACACCAAUGCGCAGGAUACAAGUACCAUUUUUGGAAAGCAUAGUUUACUAACGAAUAAGAAUAGUUUCUUAACCGGAAAUAAUUUAUUAACCGGUAAAAAUUUAUUAACGGGCAAUAAUUUAUUAACGGGCAAUAAUUUAUUAACGGGCAAUAAUUUAUUAACGGGCAAUAAUUUAUUAACCGGUAAAAAUUUAUUAACGGGUAAUAAUUUAUUAACGGGCAAUAAUUUAUUAACGGGCAAUAAUUUAUUAACGGGCAAUAAUUUAUUUACCGGUAAAAAUUUAUUAUCUGCGAAUAACUUUGAAAAUACAAGCGGAAACAAUUAUCACGAAGUAGAUUUCACAGAGGCCAAACUUGCGCAAAGAAAUUUAGAAUUUCCCGACAGUACCACAAGAAGAAGAGAUGCAGCAAGAGCGGAAGGAGUAGAUAGAGGAAAACAAAAGAAGAAAAAAAAAAAAGGAGGAUGUAAAUAUUUGAUGUUACGAAUUGAUAUAUCCGACUUGAAGAAUAUGAAGAAGAGAAAAUUACGACACCCCCCUGUGGGUUUAAUUAAUUUAGGAAACACAUGUUAUUUGAAUAGUUUAUUGCAAGCAUUAUAUAGUACUGUAUCGUUUGUAGUAAAUUUAUAUUUAUUUAAAAUAGGCGGAAACAGUACCCAUAAUAUCAAAUAUAAUAGUAGUAAUAAUCUCAAACAUAACAACAGUAAUAAUGGUUCAAAUAUGAAUAAAGUAUUUCAUUUAGAACAGGAAAAUUUCAAACAAGAAAACAAUACCAACAUUGAAUCCGAAAGACUUCUAGAUGCACUUAAAAAUUUUUUUAAACUAAUGACAACUACUAGAAAUUCUUAUAUAUCUCCUGAUAGAAUAUUAGGAUUACUACCGCAUGAACUGAAUAAUCGAAAUCAACAAGAUGUAACUGAAUUGUUCAGGUAUAUUUUUGAUAAAUUAGGUGGAUCAGAUAAAGAAUUCUUAAGACUAAUAUUUUCUGGAGUUGUUGUUCAAAAAGUACAAUGUCAAAAAUGUUUUUUCAUUUCUAAAAAGGAAGAAGUAAUACAUGAUUUGUCAUUUCCUGUACCUGUCAAAGCUACGGAAAAGUUAUCCAUACAAAAAUUCUUUGAUACCUUUAUUCAAAAAGAAAAAAUUUGUGGAAAUAAUAAAUACAAAUGCUCUAAAUGUAACAAGAAGAGAAAUGCGCUCAAGUGGAAUGAAAUUAUAUCCCCUCCUUGUCACCUCGUCCUUAUUUUAAACAGGUAUAACUGGUCGUUCAGCUCAAACGAGAAGAAGAAGGUAAAAACGCACGUAAAAAUUAACACAAAGAUAAUUGUUAAUAACUUCGAUUACAAAUUAUAUGGAGGAAUAAUACAUGGAGGAGUAUCAGCUUCUUCAGGUCAUUAUUAUUUCAUUGGUAAAAAAUCUGAACGUGGUCGAGAAAGAAGAAAUGUUUGGUAUCAAAUGGAUGAUUCAGUAGUUACCAGAACAAGCUCAAAAUCGAUAAACAAAAUAUCGAAAGAUCCCUCUAACGACCAUACACCAUAUGUAUUAUUUUAUCGAUGUAAACAAGCCCCCAUCUCGCCCAUCUUACAUUUCUAG
Molecule: messenger RNA, 12570 nt
Organism: Plasmodium malariae
Lineage: Eukaryota; Apicomplexa; Aconoidasida; Haemosporida; Plasmodiidae
Gene: UBP1
Product: ubiquitin carboxyl-terminal hydrolase 1, putative
Exons: 4
Coding region: 1-12570 (4189 amino acids)
Molecular function (GO): cysteine-type deubiquitinase activity
Source: RefSeq, a predicted model, not a curated record